Messenger RNA from Fomitiporia mediterranea MF3/22, 1615 nucleotides. RefSeq names its product UPF0052-domain-containing protein. The transcript is spliced from 12 exons. The record is from RefSeq and is a predicted model, not a curated record. The coding region runs from base 1 to 1545 and encodes 514 amino acids. Gene Ontology annotation, molecular function: LPPG:FO 2-phospho-L-lactate transferase activity. Lineage: Eukaryota; Fungi; Basidiomycota; Agaricomycetes; Hymenochaetales; Hymenochaetaceae.
AUGUCGCCUAGGACGAGGACUGCGACGCAGCGGAGUGCUGCUUUCUCCCUUUGCUGGAAUGAUCUCCGGAAGAAUCCGGGCUCCUCUGUGUUCGACCUUCCAGUGCAUCAGACUGAUACACCGCCACUGGAGAUACGGCCACGUGGAUUUCCUGCUCCUCCUGAUACUGCUCUGUCGUCGCCAAACACAAUAAUCGCACCAAGUACAUUAAAGCACGAAACUUCAUGCACUCCGUCCUUUCUAGUCAUUUCAGGUGGCACUGGAGGUAACUCAAUCUGCUCUGUAUUUGGAGAUGCGUGCUACGUUCUUCCUGUAUCGGAUGACGGUGGUUCGUCGAGUGAGAUUAUCCGCGUUCUCGGUGGUCCGUCCAUUGGUGAUCUGAGGUCUCGGCUGGUCCGACUUAUACCUUCUUCGCUGGAAGGCUCUCCUUUAGAUCGUAUACGCAACCUUUUGGCAUAUCGCCUUCCCGCUCAAGUGAGUGAACGUGAGGCUCGUGACGAAUGGCGCGACAUCGUUGAGGGACGGAGUUCCCUAUGGGCUGGUAUACCGCCCGACAGGAAAGAAGUCAUACGAGGAUUUUUGGUCUAUUUUGAGAGUGAGGUCUUGCGCCGGGCUCAGAAGAACUUUUCGUUCAGGAACGGCAGUGUCGGCAACUAUUUUCUUGCCGCGGCUCGAAUCUUCUUCCGUUCCUUGCCUUCUGCUGUGUUCUUGUUCUCCUCAAUUACCAACAGUCAGGCAAAUAUUUUACCCGUUCUGGUAACCAAUCAUACAGUUACCAUCGCAGUUGAGCUGGAAAAUGGCCGAUGCAUUGUUGGCCAGUGCAAUAUUUCGCAUCCAGCGCAGGAAGACAAUUCAUUCUUUUCGCUCACUCCUUCGCCCAUUGAAGAUCUGGGAGAGGUAGAGCUCGGGUCCAAUUCUAUUCCGCAACGAAGCCAUACUCCGAACCUCGUCUUUUCGAAGGAGAGCGAAGGACAUGAAGCUCAUCUGGAGUCUCGAAUUCAGCGCUUGUACUACAUCAACGCGUACGGUCACGAGAUACAUCCCUCUCCCAACCCGGAUUUCCUUGCGCAGUGUGCGACGAAAGACCUCCUUGUCUAUUCCUGUGGAUCACUCUGGACAAGCAUUAUUCCGUGCCUGGCUUUGAAAGGCGUCGCUUCCGCCAUUGCGCGAUCUCGGGGUAUCAAAGCGAAGAUCCUCCUACUGAACUCGAGAAAUGAUCGUGAGACGACUGGGUACACGGCGGUAGAAUACGUCAAAGCGAUCUGCCGGACUUUGAAUACGCACUAUGCAUCCCAAGGCACGUACACGUCGUACCCCAUCUCGGCAUUCGUCACGCACCUUGUGCAUCUGAAAGGCGGAUUGGUACCUCUUGACGUGGGAGAACUUACGUCUCUAGGUGUACGAUGCAUCCAAGUGGAGUCGACACUUGGCGCAGCUGACAAGGAAGGCGUCCCAGUGUAUGAUGCGGACUGCGUGAAAACAGCUUUACGGCUCAUCAUGACCGAGUGGGAGGCUGAUGCAGGGAGAGAAAUUUGUUGUGACUGAGGAAAACCGUGAGUAGACAUACAGGAGCAUGCAGGGCGCUUAAUGGACUAGCCAUGGACACAUGAUUAUC